Alnus glutinosa is the source of this 978-nucleotide messenger RNA. RefSeq lists its product as uncharacterized. NCBI's taxonomy places the organism in Eukaryota, Viridiplantae, Streptophyta, Magnoliopsida, Fagales, Betulaceae. The coding region runs from base 123 to 722 and encodes 199 amino acids. The transcript is spliced from 2 exons. The record is from RefSeq and is a predicted model, not a curated record.
UCUAAAAAAUUAAAUCAUAACAUAGGCCCUCUUCACGGUCCACACUCCACCAUCCCAAACCCCUCAACACCCUCUUCCUAAAACCCUUCACAAAAACUCUCAGAGAACCAAAAUCAAACAGCAUGAGUUCGUUCACCAACACCACCAAUUUCGAUAACCUCCUCCUCCAAACCCUGAUGGGUCGCCUCCAAAUCCGCCCUCCGACCAGUCCUUUGCAGUCCCAGUCCCUCGAGGAACUCCUCUUCGACGCCGCCAAUUUCUCUGACGAUAUCGACGACGACGAAGACGAUAAUAGCAACAAGACGCAGCUCGCAAAAGAAGAAUCAAAGCUCGAAAAAGAAAUCGUCCGGGUCAUCCUCAGCGGCAAGACCGAUUCCCUCAAACCCAACUCGGGCCAGGCCGUCACCAUCGGCGAGCACCACAUUUGCGUCGGGUUUCAUGAGGAGAAGGGUUCGGAUUACCGGGUGUGGGAGUGGCACGGGCACAUAAUGCUCUUUGACGAAGAGAACGGGUACACGCCCGAGUAUAUAUAUGGGAAUUACUUCGAGAGGUUGUUGGUGAAGUCGCGUGGUGGUGAAGAGGAGAAGGAGGACGAGGAGGAAGAGGAGGAGAAGGAAGAGAAGGUGGGGAACUUGGGGCUGAGGGAGUUGAUUGAUGGUGGGGAUUCCGGUGGUGGUCGGAUUCUUCAUCGGAGCAUGAAUACUGGUUCUUCAAGGGUUUAGUCUAGAGUCUUCAGUUAGCAUAUGAAGUUUUGGGAUUUAAAGAGAAGCUGCACCCAGUGCUCAUCCACUUUGUUGAUUGGAGAUUGAGGUUAUUGCUCAUCAUUCUGCACACGAUGUCCAAUGCAGUUUCGAGUAUUCAUCGUGUAUUUUAUAUUUUCUGUAUUUGGACUUCGACUACUUCUUUGGCUGCAUAGAAAAUGUGAAAUAAUUUUGGUAAAGUAACUUAUUUAUUCAGCAGAACAAGUAUUUGCAUUAA